Messenger RNA from Durusdinium trenchii, 2865 nucleotides. NCBI's taxonomy places the organism in Eukaryota, Dinophyceae, Suessiales, Symbiodiniaceae. The record is from the annotation of a GenBank genome assembly.
AUGGACCCCACCGACGCAGAGCUCAAUAAUAUGGCCACCCUUCAGCAUGUUGCAGACUGGGCCGGCGCAACUGGAGAAGUCCACGAACAAUUGAUGGAUGCUCUGGGCAAGCCCUCAAAACUGCGGGACAUUGCCUUCAUCAACCGGACGGUCUGGGACAACGUGGUGGCAGGGCUAAAGAUCGAUACUUCAUCUGGCACAACCACCAGUGAAAGAGACCUCACCCCAGUUGAGGCUUCUCGAAUCGAGAUAUUCCGAAGGGUCACCUUACUUCGGCUUGGUGCAAAUCCAGAUCACGUUGGAUCGUCAACCGCACCGCCAGUAGUGUCCAUCGGAGUCUCACCUUUGCCAAGUACUUCAACACCAACCUCUCCCACGAGGAAGCUGAAACUGAGCAGCGUGAUCGACCCAACGCUGGAUGCUGAGAUUAUUCAGCUAGAGCAGUCAGAAGUGGCACGCAUGUAUAGUACAUACAAGGCAAAGUUCGGUGACCAUCCAAGCCAAGAAGUGGAACCUUCGGCAGACCAACUGUCGGGUAUCAAUCAAAUGUUGCGAAGUGGCGCGCUGCCAUAUUGCGAUUUCAGUGUGUUUGGACCCCACGGACUCCGACAACUGAGAAAAGCAGUGUUCACCUCCUACGUACUGAAUGUUGCCACAGGAGAGUGGUCCAAGAGCGAAGCUCCAGGGCCUGACUCGAUCUUCAACUGGGAGAAGUCCUUUCGGCCUUGCUUCUCCUGGAGGCAGCCGAAUCCGAGCGAUUGGACGCGUAUGCAGAUCACAUCAAAGAGCUUCAUGGGCAGUUUGGCCAUGAAUGUCGAGAAGCAGGAGAAAAUCCCGCCGCAGGAGCCGGUCGAAAACACCUAUCAAGAGAAGGAUCAAUGCCUGUUGGUAUUCAGCGGCAAGCACAGACCCGGGGACUUGGCUAGCUACCUCGGAGCAGAAGGAUGGAUCGUGGUCAUCGUCGAUAAGGUGGCGCCAGAGCCCACCGAUGUGCUUUCAGAGCACAACCUCGACAAGAUCCUAGCCGACACGGAAACCGGCAUGUACGAUGUGGUGGGGUGUGCAACCCCGUGUGAAACACUAUCACCGCUCAGGGAAUCACCUCCAGGCCCAAGACCGCUGCGAUCUUUGGAUAAGCCAGAUGGGCUGCCAAGCGAAGAGCUGACCGAAAGUGAAAGGAUUCAGCUCAAAGAGGCAAACCGCCUCAUCGCGCUAUCAGCAAGGCUCGCGGAAAUCCAAGCUACAGCGGGCAGGGCCUUCUGGAUCGAGAACCCAGAUCACAAAGACAAGCUGGACCUAUGGAAGACCACUCCCCUGAAGUUCCUCGUCAGAGAGUUCAACGUAUGGAUCACCGAAUUUGACCCAUGCAGGUUUGGAGCAGAAGUUCGGAAGCCCACAAAGCUGAUGUCGUUCCACAUGAACUUUUGGGGCAUCGGAGACCUCAGAUGCAACCACCCAGUUCAACAGUGGACGAGAACGGACGGCUCCACCUACAAAGCACCACACGAAUCCUUGGUGCAGAGAUGGAGAACAAACGACGAGGGGAAGAAGGAGAGAGCCAGCAAAGCGUUGGCAGGGUAUCCUCCACAGCUGAACUACGCAUUGGCCCAAGCCACAGUGAGUGUCAGCAUGUCCAGAGCAACGGCUAUGCUCACAGCUCUGAAAGGAGAGCUCGUUGCCAUGCAGGUUUACGUGGACGAUCCCAUCAUGGUGUUCGAUUCACAGAAUCCCGCACUCAAAACACUGCUGGGAAAGUCCCUGCUAUGGGCUGCAAUCACUGGGUUCCCCAUCAAACUGGAGAAGACUGAUGCUGGAAACGAAGUCAAAUGGAUUGGACAAGCGUGGACACAACAGCUCAACUUGGCGGCAAAACAAGCCAAGCGAGCUUGUCAGCGCGGCCGCGGGCCUGCCAAGCAAGCCCAACCCCUGCCAAUGAAGGAACUGGCAGCACUACAGCACACCGAGCCGGCUGUUGAGGCCACCUUGCAGACUUCCCUGGCAGCUGCAAGAGCCGAACUCGCGGCCAUUCUUGCCAAAGUGCCGGAUUCUGCAAAUCGCACGGCUACAACAGACUUCACCGCGCAAAAGAUUGAAGUCUUAGCCGAUUGCGAAGCCGCAAACACUUUGGCAAAGAGUUUCUCUGACACGCUGGGUGUGGAAAUUUACCAGACAAACCUGGCAAGGAAAUCAAUGGAGGAGAAGAUCUCUAAUGAAUCGAAGCACCUGCAGACGCUUUUGGGUGAGCAGCGACUUCACCUUGAGCAACAAAUCCGUGGACAUGACAGAGAGCUCCAAGCAAGCCUGGAAAUCGCUGUCACCAACUUCGCGGAGAAGCAUUCCAAGGAUGUGGUCUCCACUCGUCAUGACUUGUUGGAGCUGCGAGAAGAACUUCAAGAGGCGAAUCGAAAUCAAUGUGAUCAGCUUCCUGCCAAUUCGCAAGGUGAGCUGCAACGCCUCGUUGAUGGGCAGACCAAGUUAUGGGCGACGCUUGAUCAGGUGCGCCAUGAUCUUGGCGAGCAGCUCCGGCAUAAGGAUCAUUCUCAUCGAAUAUCCUUGGGCGGAGGGCUAAGCCCCUUGGACAUAGAGGAGCUCAGAACACAGCUGGCUUCAGAGCGCUUGGCGCGGGAGCAGGGGGAUGACCGAUGUAUGGAGAACAUCAGAGACCUGGUCACUGAGGAGGAGCAGAAGCGUAGCCGUGAAUUACAAGCCCUCGAACGACGCCUGAACAAAACAGAGGACUCCAAGAACACGUUGUUGGCAGGGACUCGACCUGCCACAACAUCUGCAUGUCCGUCAGGUGCUCAGAUCGUCGCACAACUGGCACAACCUGCGGCCUGUCCAAAGUUAUCGAGCUUUUCCGCUUGA